This is a messenger RNA of Marasmius oreades (fairy-ring Marasmius), 1110 nucleotides long. RefSeq names its product Ubiquinone biosynthesis protein (gene COQ4). The record is from RefSeq and is a predicted model, not a curated record. Bases 22 to 870 code for a protein of 282 amino acids. NCBI's taxonomy places the organism in Eukaryota, Fungi, Basidiomycota, Agaricomycetes, Agaricales, Marasmiaceae. Gene Ontology annotation, cellular component: mitochondrial inner membrane; mitochondrion. The transcript is spliced from 4 exons. Gene Ontology annotation, biological process: ubiquinone biosynthetic process.
CGUCGAAACCUCUUUUCCACCAUGGCCACCUAUAUCAUGCGCCCACCAACUAUUCGCAAUACGUUCUGUCGCAUCACUCCCACUGUUCUGAACUGCCGCCGUUCAGUAACUACCCCAGCAUAUCCUGGUCACAUACCUUUAAAUUGGACCGAGAACGCAUUUUUGGCGGUCGGUUCAGGCCUCAUGGCGUUGAUAGACCCGAAACGAGCAGAUAUGGUAGCUGCCCUCGGAGAAACUACAGCAGGACCUGCUCUCCCUCGUUUACGCGACAUCAUGCUCAAAAGCCCUGAAGGCAGACAGAUCCUCAAGGACAGACCAAGAAUAAAUACGAAUACUGUCAACAUGGAAGCCCUUGCAAGGUUACCCGAAGGAACUUUUGGUCGUUCGUAUAUUACCUGGUUAGAAAGAACUGGUGUCACUCCCGAUACACGAACGCCUGUUCACUACAUCGACGACCCAGAACUGGCCUACGUCAUGCAACGAUAUCGGGAAUGCCAUGAUUUAUACCACUGCAUUACCAACUUUCCCGUAAACGUCGAGGCUGAAUUGGCAGUCAAAUAUUUCGAGUUUGUCAACUUGGGACUUCCGUUAGCCGGUCUAUCCGCGUUAUUUGGGCCUCUAAGGUUGAAUGCGGCUAAAAGGAAACGUUUGUUCGGAGAAUACGUUCCUUGGGCACUCAAAUGUGGAAGUAGUGCACGGUGCCUUAUUUCAGUCUACUGGGAGAAACGGUGGGAGCAGAACACGGAGGAACUCAAGAAGGAACUUGGAAUCUGGGAUGCACCUCCUGCGAGGUGGGGUAAACCUCUAAAUGAGGCAAGAAUAGUUACUGAUCAGAAGAAUUUGGAGGCAACAAAGGUCGGGCAACUAUGAUAAGUGGAAUAUUAUUGUUAUCGGAUCGCUUGUAUCGCUCAACAACCACCGUGAAAGAGACCAUCAAACGUGUUCAUGAGUUAAUUUAUAGGUGACAAACACCGAAACGACAGGCGGACGUUCUGUCCGGAUUGAGUAUUGAGAGUCCAAAUUUCGUUCCGCAAUACUGGAUUUUUUACACACGCACCCAACCUGAUCCUCGUGGACUAUGGGUUCUAUCCUUUCUUUCAUACGGUCUAU